AUGUUUAUGAAUGCAUUGAUCAAAGCUAUAAGUCUCUUACCAGAAUUUAAUACAUUAAAAAUUCAUUCUUUAUCAUCAUAUCGAAUACUAAUGCUCGAUUUUCACGAGUGUAUUAUGUCGAGUUUAAUAAAACAUACAAGUAAAAUUACAAAAGUAUAUCUUGAAAAGAUGUAUGAUAUUGUAGAUCUUAAAAUAGAUUAUACAAAUACUAUGGAUAUUGAAUCUGUUUUAAGAUUUAUUGUCGAAAAAAUUAAUCAUGAUUGUAAUGUUCAUCUUCGUUUAUUGUGUUUUCAUAUUUCAGCAGCAGAUGAUGAAAUUAUUCAAAAAUUAAAUAGAAUGAUAAAUAUUGAAAAACUUCUCUUGAAUUAUAUUAUUAAACGUAUGAUUGAUAAUAUCUCUAUAGAAUGGAUACGAUUAUAG
Messenger RNA from Rotaria sordida, 420 nucleotides. NCBI's taxonomy places the organism in Eukaryota, Metazoa, Rotifera, Eurotatoria, Philodinida, Philodinidae. The record is from the annotation of a GenBank genome assembly.